Molecule: messenger RNA, 507 nt
Organism: Pseudogymnoascus destructans
Lineage: Eukaryota; Fungi; Ascomycota; Leotiomycetes; Thelebolales; Thelebolaceae
Exons: 1
Coding region: 1-507 (168 amino acids)
Source: RefSeq, a predicted model, not a curated record
AUGCCUUCAACUCAGCCCACAUUAGGGCCCAGUCCAGUGGCAACAGCGGCAGUCAGCAGAUUCACUCCAACUACCAUUCCAGUCGCCAAGGUAGCGUCGACACCAGGUUCAUCAUCUGGUCUCUCAAAGGGUGCUCUCGCUGGCAUCGUAGUGGGGGUAGUCGUAAUCCUCAUAGCCAUCAUCGCAACAUGCUGGUGUCUGCUGCGGCGCAUCAACGCUGUAGCCAGGCAAUCUGAAGGCCAACGCACCUCGGGCUCCGGCUCAAACCGCACACCCAUGUCCAAGAACCGCGGCCCCAAUGGCGGCCACAUCGGGGCUCCACUCAGAGGCCCAACAAACGUCGACUUUGACAACAUGUCCAUCGACCCCCUGAUGAUGACCUCUUCCGGCUCUGCAACCCCUCAUCUCUCGCGCCCCACCCCAACACACAACCGAGUUACGAUACCCAAAUCACUCAGGCUCCCGCCCUCUCCCCACCCAUUCCAAGCCCCUACGCCUCACCCCUAG